CCCCUCCCGGAGCGCCGCGCCCCCUAGCGGCGCAGCUCGCCGCCGCGCCGCGUCACAGCUCCGGUGCUCGCGCCUCGAGCUCCCGGUCACACGGAAAGUUGCCGCCGCCGAGAGACGCGACGCUUCCGGACUCGUCGCUCGCGUCCCGCCGGAGACAUGAGGCGGAAGCAGAAGCGGCUGCUGCAGGUCGCGGGGCUGCUCGUCGCCGCGCUGCUCUUCUUCCCCAACGUCGGACUGUGGUCGUUGUACCGGGACCGAGUGUUCGACAACUCGCUCGACAACACGGAGGACGGCCCGGGAGGGGGCGGCCCUGCGCCGGAUCAGGGUGUUAAACGGAUGGGGAAGGAUGCUCAGGUGGGACGUGAUGGUGUGCGGAGGAAAGACUGGCACGACUACGACACCAUCAGAAGAGACGCGUCUCGCUCCGGUAACGGGGAACAGGGGCGGGCCUUCCCCCUGACGGACACCGACCGGGUGGACCAGGCCUACAGGGAGAACGGGUUCAACAUCUACGUCAGCGACCGAAUCUCCCUCAACCGCUCCGUCCCCGACAUCCGCCACGCAGCCUGCAGACAGAAGCUGUAUGCGGAGAAGCUUCCCAACACCAGCGUCAUCAUCCCGUUCCACAACGAGGGCUGGUCGUCGCUGCUGAGGACGGUUCACAGCAUCUUCAACCGCUCACCUCCGCAGCUCAUCGCCGAGGUCAUCCUGGUCGACGACUUCAGUGACAAGGCAGCUGUUGUUUCGCUCCGUCCUCAUGAGUCUUCUCCAGAUGUUGAGCUGCAGGAUAAAGCCUCUGACAACAUCUGGAUCUGGGAGCACCUGAAGGUGGCGCUGGAGGAGUACAUGGUGCGGAUGCCCAAGGUUCGCAUCCUGAGGACCAAGAAGAGGGAGGGGCUUAUCAGGACCCGCCUGCUGGGAGCCGCCGCCGCCAAAGGAGAAGUCAUCACCUUCCUGGACUCGCACUGCGAAGCCAACGUCAACUGGCUGCCGCCGCUGCUGGACCGAAUCGCCCAGAACAGGAAGACCAUUGUGUGUCCGAUGAUCGACGUCAUCGACCACGACAACUUCGGCUACGAGACGCAGGCAGGCGACGCCAUGCGAGGGGCGUUCGACUGGGAGAUGUACUACAAGAGGAUCCCCAUCCCCACAGAGCUGCAGAAGCACGACCACAGCGAACCCUUCGAGUCACCAGUGAUGGCAGGUGGACUGUUCGCUGUGGACAGGAAGUGGUUCUGGGAGCUGGGAGGAUACGACACAGGUCUGGAGAUCUGGGGAGGAGAACAGUACGAGAUCUCCUUCAAGGUGUGGAUGUGCGGGGGUCGGAUGGAGGACAUCCCUUGUUCCAGGGUCGGACACAUCUACAGGAAGUACGUCCCCUACAAGGUCCCUGGUGGAGUCAGUCUGGCCCGGAACCUGAAGCGCGUGGCCGAGGUGUGGAUGGACGAAUACGCCGAGUACGUGUACCAGCGCCGGCCCGAGUAUCGCCACCUGUCGGCGGGAGACAUGACGGCGCAGAAGGAGCUGAGGAGUCGGCUCAACUGCAAGAACUUCAAGUGGUUCAUGAGCGAAGUGGCCUGGGACCUGCCCAAACACUACCCACCGGUGGAGCCCCCUGCUGCCGCCUGGGGGGAGAUCCGUAACGUGGGCAGCAGCAUGUGUCUGGAGAGUAAACACUUUGUGUCAGGAAGCCCCAUCCGCCUGGAGAGCUGCGUGAAGGGGCGGGGCGAGGUGAGCUGGAGCCACGGACAGGUGUUUACGUUUGGCUGGAGGGAGGACGUCCGGGUGGGAGACCCCAUGCACACCAAGAAGGUUUGCUUCGACGCCAUCUCCCACAACAGCCCCGUCACACUGUACGACUGCCACGGCAUGAAGGGCAACCAGCUGUGGCGCUACAGGAAGGAUCAGAGUCUGUAUCAUCUCGUCAGUAACAGCUGCGUCGACAGCAGCGCGAGCGAGCGGCGAGUCUUCAUGAACACGUGCGACCCGGCGUCCAGCAGCCAGCGGUGGAUGUUCGAGAGAACCAAUGCCACCGUGCUGGAGAACUUCAACCAGGACAACAACUGACGUCGACCUGCUGCUGCUGCUGCUGCUUGUCCUCUGGUUCCUCGUUCACCUGGCGCAGGUGACAGCUGCUUCUCUCAGAGUGAAACAUGAUGGGAAACUGUUGAACACAUCAGGUGGAGGAAAGACUGAGUCGUACUCAGAUUGAUGUUUGUUGUGUCACAGCGGAGCUGUGGGUCCUUCUACUUCCUGGUUCAGCUGUUGAUUAGUCGUUUGACAUUCCUCUUUUCAUUUCUUUAUUUCUUUAUCUGAAAUCUUUCCUUCCCUCUCUUCCUCUUCUUCACCUCUGUCUGUCUAUGUUCAUCCUCUCUCCGUCUCUUUCCCCCUCCGGUCUCUGCUGAUCUGCCUCAUCCUGCACGUCCGUCUCCAUCUGUCUGCAUCACUGCACCUUCGCCCUCCGUCUCCGUUGUCCCUCUCAAACCCCCUGACGUCUCUGACGACCUCCCCGAAGGCGAGAGGAGGUGAGAGGGCAGAGUCGUCCUGACACCUGGGUGAAGUCAGGCAGAACCACUCUGCAAAGCACCUGCUGAAGUGAUGCUCUUAUCCACCGUCUGUUCCCUUCAACCUCCUGCCUCCUCCUGUCCGUGGUCUCAUGUGGGCAGAUGCUGCUUAAAAUGUAGCAGGUGCGAUUUGACAGAGAAACAGGUUAAGUGACGCAACCUGCCCCUCGUCCUCACAGUAUUUAUCCUGAGUCGUCACUGUGCCACAUCGUGUUACUCCUCAGAGGCUUGUGUGUGUGUGUGUGUGUGUGUGUGUGUGUGUGUGUGUGUGUGUGUGUGUGUGUGUGUGUGUGUGUGUGUGUGUGUGUGUGUGUGUGUGUGUGUGUGUGUGUGUGUGUGUGUGUGUGUGUGUGUGUGUGUGUGUGUGUGUGUGUGACCUCGUCACAGACGGCCGAGCGCAGGGUCACGUUGCAGUCACGCAGCAGCUGGCUGCGCCGCAAACUGACGCCUCUCCGGCUCGAUAACCGGACGGUGACAGGCAGAUCAGUUCAUUCACAGCGAGGCCGCCUCUGAUUGGCCAGCUGACACAUCACUGUAACGUCGUGAGCAGGACGAGAGACGGACGGCCGCCGAGCGCUGCCGAGGUCGAGACGCACGAGGCUUUAAAUCACGUGUGUAAUAACAAACUUGAAUGAAAUCAUAGUGCCUUUUUGGAAGAGGACUCAAUGCUGGUGUGUCCGUGUAUGUGUGCGCGUGUUUGUGUGCGCGUGCGUGCGUGUGUUCACAGGAAGUGUGUGCGUGCAUGCGUCCAGAGAAGCGUAGGAAACAAUUCACUUGAUUCUCAAAGUGACUUUUCUUAGGAACUGAACUUUUGGUGGAAGUGAAGACGAGUUGAUGUGCAGGACAUUGAACGCACCACAGACAUUGAACGCACCACAGACUCUCACGUGAAUGGCUGAUCUGAAAGACUUUGUUUUUCCUACUUCUUUUCUCCGGCCUUGAAAUCCCUUCAGCCUUCAGACUCGAGUCUUUUGAGUCACGGUCUCUUGUUUGUCUUCCCACGUUUUCAAUCCAAAGUCUUUUUGCUGGGAAUUGUUUUGAAUCUGUUUCUCAUGAAAUCAUGAGUGAUGUUCCGUGUGUCAUGUUUUUAUCAACAGAUCAGGUUGAUUUUAAUUUAAAGAGUCUGUCCAAACAUUCCCCUUAAAAUAAGAAUGUACUUAAAGUUUAAAUGUGUAAUUACAAAGAUAAUUUGUUCCUUCCAGUUUCUUAGUUCAUGUUCUCUGGAGUCUGUACCGUCAGUUUCUUCAGCUGAGGAACUGAAACCAUCAAAGUAAAGUUUAACACUGUUCCUUCCUGUUUCACAUGUAAAUGUUUUUAUUACAUCAAACUGUAAUGCUCAGAGUCUUUCCAUUAGUUUUAUUUUGUCAAAUCCCUCAGUGUUCAGUUAUUAAAUAUAUAAUUUAAGUUCACAGACUGUUGUUCUUCACAUACUUUACAGAUGUGAUGUAUUUCAUGUUGAUAUCACACUUUCCCCCACGAUGAUGUCGUCAGACUCAAAUCUGUUGAACGAUGGAAACAAAUAUUAUUUUAUCAGAGCAAAAGGUUUUUAAUGUCGACUCCAACAUCGCACAGCGACACAACGUUCUGUAUGUGUGUGAAUGUUGAUGUGUAGGAGAGUGAACAUUUUGUAUCUCAUAAAAAAAUAUCCAAUAUUUUCUUCUACUGACAUUGCAACUGUAAAAGUGUAUUUAGAUAUUUAACAGACUGUACGAUCACACAGGAAUUGUAUGAUAUUUUUUCUGGACAUUGUAAAAUAAAAAAGUUUCUAUAUUUGGAUGAAAA
Messenger RNA from Scophthalmus maximus (turbot), 4346 nucleotides. Its product is annotated as polypeptide N-acetylgalactosaminyltransferase 10-like. The coding region runs from base 157 to 2067 and encodes 636 amino acids. The record is from RefSeq and is a predicted model, not a curated record. Gene Ontology annotation, cellular component: Golgi apparatus. The transcript has 13 exons. Lineage: Eukaryota; Metazoa; Chordata; Actinopteri; Pleuronectiformes; Scophthalmidae.